Messenger RNA from Esox lucius (northern pike), 2234 nucleotides. RefSeq names its product alpha-synuclein-like. The coding region runs from base 374 to 706 and encodes 110 amino acids. Gene Ontology annotation, molecular function: cuprous ion binding. The transcript is spliced from 6 exons. Lineage: Eukaryota; Metazoa; Chordata; Actinopteri; Esociformes; Esocidae. The record is from RefSeq and is a predicted model, not a curated record. Gene Ontology annotation, biological process: chemical synaptic transmission; synaptic vesicle endocytosis; synapse organization. Gene Ontology annotation, cellular component: neuronal cell body; axon terminus; cytoplasm.
UCCAUAACACGCACGCCUGCUCUCUCUCUCACUACCCCUCUCCCUCACUCUGUCCUCUCUGCUCGGUUGCUCUCUUCCUCACUCAGUCUGCAUCGUGUAGCCCGGCUGUGCAGUCCUCUCUCCCCAUCUACGUCGCUCUGUCUCCCUCUCCGUCGCUCUCUCUCCCUCUCCGUCGCUCGCUCUCCAUCUCUCUUUUUGCAGCACAAUCGGAGGAGGAGUCACUGGCGCACUGUCCCUCACAGGCAGUCUCUUUAUCACACACAUAUACACACACACACUGUCUCUCUCUCCCACACACCCUGUGUGACCAGCCUAGCCAGCAGCCAGCAGGCCCGUUUCGGAGCAGGGGAGCCCAGUAGAGACCUAACCCAGGAUGGAUGUACUGAUGAAGGGGUUCAGCAUGGCUAAGGAGGGAGUGGUGGCCGCAGCAGAGAAGACCAAGGCUGGGGUGGAAGGGGCAGCCGCCAUGACCAAGGAAGGUGUCAUGUAUGUAGGUUCAAAGACAAAGGAGGGGAUGGACGCAGGAGUAAACAGAGUUGCUAACCGUGACCAGGCGAAUAUUGUCGCGGACCCCACUGCGGCUGGAGCUGACCUCACACAGGCUGGCAUAGAAAACACCGGGCAGGCGGAGGAGCCUCAGCCUGUAUACGAGGCGGAAUAUGGUGGAAUGGAGCAGGGAGGAGAAGGAGGAGAGGGUGGCUACUGAUCAUUCCAGAGCAACUCCCCAGCCCCUCCAUUGGUCCCCUCAGCCUGUUGUUCCAGACUUCCAGAUGUUCUACUUAUUUUUUUGUGACUAUGGAACCAAACAGAUAAAGACUCUUCCAGAUCCCCCUUUAUCCGCCCGAUACCCAUCAAACCCUCUGUUGUCCUUAACAGCCGCCAUCUUGGCUCCCUCUCUCCAUGUAGCUCCUCACCUUGCUGUUGUUGUUUCCCCUAGUGUCAUUGUCUCCCCUGUUCUCCUAAAACCCUAUCAAGAGACCUGAGCACACAUACACACAUACACACAGUUCACACAAACACAUACACAUGUGCACAAGCGCAUACACGCACACACACAAACGGGGCAGAUAAGAGAACUGUGAUCGUUAUUCGGGGUGACAGAACCACAGAUCACAUCUGAUUGUAGUUUGGGUGCUUGUGUGCGUGUCUGUUUGUGCAUGUAAGUGUGUUUUUGUGAGUCUGUGCAAGCUUGCAUGCGUGUGUGCGUUUGUGUGUGUGUUAGACUCGUCUGCAAGCAGGUCAGUUCGGUAAUGUGCUGUUCAUGUCACUCUCCUGAAAGGUAAUGUGCAAUGAUGAGGAACUGUGUGUACACAGGGUUUGGUAUGCGUGUGUUCAUGUGUGUAACAGGGCAUGCAAUAUGUCUUAAGACAUGUAAAAAAGAAAGCAACACACAUUAAUUGUAUGCGCAAGAGGGUGUGUUUGAGAGUGUGAGAAAAAAGCACCCACCCCGAUACAACAACUGAAGCUAUCGAUAUACGCAAUACGCUACAGUGAUUUUGGUGUAGCAAGGGUUUCAUCCAGGUGAAGACCAUCCCCUUGUCUACUCGUAGGGUUAAAGAGAAGUAAAGGAGGAAGCGAUUCAGAACGGUGAAAUGAGAAAAUACCUCGUUGUCGUAGUAAUAACAAGCAAUAGUCAGACAGGCAUUUCCGGUAGAGGAGCAUCAUGCAAUGCUGGAAAAUGUAUUUUUAAAAUUAGAUUUUUGAUUCCAACAAAAAGUCAAGGUUUUGCUCUCUUUGGCCAGCUGCUCCUGUGAGUCCCUCUGCCCUGCCACUCAGUGUGUCCCACCCAUCCCUGUGUCAGCAAGUUACUAGAGACUAGAACAUGUCCUGUGCUGGUACUGUGUGUGUAUGUGUGUACGUAUGUGUAUGUAUGUGUGUAUAUAUAUCUGUGUGUGUGUGUGCGUGUGUGUGUGUGUGUCUGUUCCAUAUUCAGCAGGUCAGUCCAGCAUCAAUGUGUGUACUAUAGAGCAGGUAUGUGUGUAUUAUUACUUUGAGGCUAAUGGAAACUGAUGACUGCAUGUUGCCUUAUCUAGCACUCUCAUUUUCACACACACACACAAAUCACACACACACACACACACAAACACAUAAUCCAUACAUACAGCACACUCAUAAAGCACACAAACACAAAAACAAAUCAAUGUCUACAGUUUUAUGUUUAAGUUGGCGUUGCGGCGGACUUGCUGAUUUUAUAAACAGUACCAGUGAAUUAAAGAUGGUUUUGUUGAAAUCCA